UACUUUUUCGCGAGAUUGGUGUACAUGCCGACUCACCGUCUUGUGUUGGUUUAGCCAAAGAUAUGCUGGGUGCGGUUUCCAACGAAGAUAUAUUGAGGCUGACUCAACUUACUACCAAGUUACCGGAAGCACCACGGAAACCAGCUUACAAAGAGCAUCGUCACCGUCGUCAGCAAUCGGGUAAAUGAAUGAUUUACCUAAAGUUUUUUUUUUUCUGUUCAAUUCUGAAUAUGAAGAUUUUUGUAGAGAACGUCGAUCAUGCAAAAACGGGUCAUGGCCAGCGCCAGCCCACUCGGCGGUUAUCAGGCCAUCAACGGACAGACAGCUUACCGGACGUAUUUACGAUCAAUGCGGUGGAUGAUGUGAGGAAAAAGAUAUCGUUUGGAAACGAGGUCUCCAGAACGUUUCAAGCAACGCUGGAUCCGUCGCCGUUCCCUGUUGCACAAGGUUCCGAAUUCUCUGCGACAAGUUCGGACGAAUAUCCUUCGCAGAAUCAUUCACUGCAUACACUUGACAUGCCCUUGCCGCCGGCGCGCAUGUCCGUCAGUACCCCGCCCCCUUCCGCUUUAACUCAGAUCAACAACGAACAACCUAUUCCUUCGCGAUUAUCAUUCGAUAAUGACCUACAACCUUCCAGUCCUACGACUUGCGAACAUCGCAAAUCGUGGUACAAAACAUUGAUCAAACUGGAUAGGUUAAAAGGCAAAAACAAACCAAAUGGAGCGGGAUCCGAACAAUCACAGGACGACGAACCACGUACUUCCUCACUAGAUUAUGAAACCUCGGUUGCCCGUUCUCCUGUGAGUCUCAAAGCAAGAUCCAUCACCACCGACGAUGAACAGCCCCCCUUUUCGCCUCAUCUCACGUCGGACAGUAAGACCAGUCCACAUCACCCUAACCAUGGAUGGGCCCCUCUCAACUUAUCCAGCGACCAUGUACACCAAAUUCGACAAGCCAUGGCCGACGAAGAAGCCUCACAAGCGCGAGACAAGGACAUGCCGUUGCAAGCGUAUCUUCAGUUGAAAAACAAUCGACGUUACUCUCUCGAUGAUUUGAGAAAGCACCCCGAUUACCAUCUCUACCAGCCUCAGCCCUCUGUCGCCAAGGAUACCGCCGUCGCCUUUCGUCCCAACCUCAAGUCCACACGGUCGCCAGAGGUCAACCCGCGCGACCGAGUUGCCUUUGAAAACCUCUCUGACGUGGAAGAAACGAUUCCUUCGGUCUCAUCGAGCAUUCACAACGAGGAAUUUCCGGUAGAUCAAAGUGACUUUGAGGACCCUACAGAUGUGAAUUCGUCUGACAGUGGUCAGUCACAUGAAAAGCAGGUGGAAAAGGGGCAAGUGCUAUUGUUUGAUUACGAUACGUUACCUGAGGAAGUGGUGGCCCUUAUCAAUGAAUAUGAGAAAGAAGGAAAAGUGCAAAUGAAGGAACGACGAAUCAAAGACACGGACGGAUCGGACCGUCAAACCAGCAAGGACGAAGACGAAAACGAUGAGGAUGAAGAAUUGGAUCUGGAUAACGAAGAAGAUGAUGAAGACGACGUCAUCGAUGCCGCCAACAUCAUCUCGGGUCUCUAUACCCAUGCCAAUGCCUCUCCCACCGAUAAGAAAACAAUAGCGGUAGUGCAAGUCGAUCCAAAGGACAAGUCGGAAUUUGUCAAAUUGGUACAGAUGACGGGUGAAGAGGUGAUGGAUAACGGACCUCUCAUCGAUCUCCACGUGUCGUUGUUAGGACCGGUGGAUGACAAAGAACAAGCGUCGUCUCGCCGAUUUGACGAUAUUGAGGCGACCUUGAGAAUGGUCGGUGGCCGUUUGGAAGAAUUGGCUCGACUUUCCCAAGAAUCACAGCAAUUUCUGAAUGAUCGGUGGGACGUCACGGAGAGUUUGGCAUUGGAUAUGGUUGAUCAUGCUGGUCAUGAAACCACGACGGCCAGUGGUGACCGCAAAAGUGGGAGCCCGCAAGCCCUCUUUACCGAAGAACCGGAAGACUAUUUUGCAGGAGAAAAGGCAUCACGACGACGGUCCUCUUCCUUAUUAUCUUCCUUCAAUGGCAAACGAUCAUCGUCCGUGCAACGUCUUGAUCGCUCUUCAGGCCGAUACAGUCUAGCGUCCAUGCACCGAGCCCCAUCCUUAUUGCUCAACAAUAUCCCGUUCCGUUCCGUGAACCCAUUUGAUUACCGGCAGGAAGGUGUGCGCCUCAGUGUAGAAGCGCUGCAAACAGAAAUGACGGAGCUCAAACAGGCAUUGACGGAAACGGAAGUGGUCGUCCGAGACGUCCAAUUCGACAUGGCAACGACCCGAAAUCGCAUGGAAACCUACAUCAAAGAUAUACCCGAAACCCAUUACUCAGCUCUCAAAAAACUAGAAGUGGAUAUCGAGUCGAUUCUUGCCAACCGUGCCAAGAGUCCAUGGCUUGAUACUGGGUAUACAUUACUGUCUUACUUUUUAACAUUAUUUGCUAUUGGUGUAUGGAUUGUAAUCUGCCUGUUAAAGUGGAUCCGCAAGGUGAUUCUGUUUCCACAAACGUUGUGGAUCACCUAUUCCGAAUAUCUUGUGGAACGUGAUAAAGCCGUGAAAAAGGCUAGCAAACGAUCUUUGGCAAGCGGCAUCGAUCGGAAACCCAGCUACACUAAUCAUCAUGACCCUCAAACACGCAGCACGGAUUCCAUGCGAAAUCGCACCCCGCUGCACUCGUCCCCUAUCCAAAAAUGAAACCUCUCCAACUUUCCUGCUUAAUUUUCGUCACUCUUGAAUCACACAACUUAUUCCUAAUUCCUCUCAUUUUUCCAAUCUUUUUUUUUUCUUUUCAUGCAUCCUUAUUGUACCGCACACAGUUGCAUUACCUAAAAUUAAUCAUCAUCGCAAUAACAGAA
This is a messenger RNA of Radiomyces spectabilis, 2872 nucleotides long. RefSeq lists its product as uncharacterized. The coding region runs from base 189 to 2711 and encodes 840 amino acids. NCBI's taxonomy places the organism in Eukaryota, Fungi, Mucoromycota, Mucoromycetes, Mucorales, Radiomycetaceae. The transcript has 5 exons. The record is from RefSeq and is a predicted model, not a curated record.